Nematocida minor is the source of this 1653-nucleotide messenger RNA. RefSeq lists its product as uncharacterized. NCBI's taxonomy places the organism in Eukaryota, Fungi, Microsporidia. The coding region runs from base 1 to 1653 and encodes 550 amino acids. The transcript has a single exon. The record is from RefSeq and is a predicted model, not a curated record.
AUGAUCCUAAAAGGAACACUGAAACAGGUAAUUCUAGUAGGAGCAGCUACGCUGGCUUAUAUACAAGGAGCUAGAUGCGAGAUAUCAGACAGUGACAUGGUGAAGAUAAAAGACUAUUGGUGUGACAAAGAAUUAUAUUUUUUCAGAGAAGCAUCCAUUCGUAUCGAUUUCAAUAAGAAACUUGAGUCUCUCAAGACCGAGGCGUUGUCAUUCGGCCUGAACUUAGAUGAGGCCAUUAAGAAAGGGAAUGAGAAUAUAUCCGAAAUAUUAUGCCAGGUGGCAAAUCUUUCAGAUAUUACACAUGGUAUAGAUCUUAAAAUGCGCUCUCGUAACUUCAUAGUAGACAAAUCUCUUAUAGCCAGUAUAAAAAUCGAAAAGGAAAAACUGUUUCUAAAGGCUCUUAAUAACAACACUUUAGCAGUUAAGGCAAUAAAUGAGUACGACUCCCACAUGCUGGGAGUGGUAGAAGCAUACUACGAAAAGAAGAACAAGAAUGUUAAUCUAAAAGAGAUGACGCUCUUCAAGCUAGCAAAGAAAAACAAGAUACUAGCUGCUAAGAUAGUAUACCAUUUCUUUGAGAUACAGAAAUUUGAUACAGAUUUCUUUAAAGAGUUUAAAAUAGAAGGAGAAUAUGAAAAUAAGGAAUCUUGUGGACUAAUGAAUUCUAAGUUAAUAUAUUUAAAUACUACAAAGAAGGCUAUAUUAGAAAAUAAUGGAGAUCCAUUGGAAACAGCAAAUGCACACUUGCAUUUACUCUUCUACGAUAAAGACCAUGGCGUUUCACCUUUAAUGUGUUCAGACAUAGUGCAUAUCUAUCUUAACCUACUGAACGAGAAUAUCUCUGAAGAGGAAAUGAGACAAAAGUACAUGGAUAUUACGCCAGGACAGAUUGUAAAAGUAAUACUGCUAGAGCAUCUAAUGGCUGAUAAUAUUUAUGACUACAAGAAAAAUGCUCUAUUUAAUACACUUCCUAGGGUAGUGCAGAGUGCGCUAAAUCUUACGGAUUACAACAGCACAGAUGCUCAUGAAUCUAUAAAGAGAAUGGAAAAAAUACAAUUUAAGAUGCUUCGGGGCCUAAGUAUUAUAUGGAAUAAUAGAUAUACCUGCAGAGAAGAUACAACGAGUAUAAUUUACUAUUUCUGUAAGGAUAAUGACAUAUCGUACAUGAACUUUAAAAAGCUGCAAGAUGAUUUUACCUCUUUUAAAUGGUUCUAUCAGCUAGAUAAGUCCAUUUCAACUACAGAGGAUCUAACAUUUGACCUAUCUUACACUCAUCCCGUAUACUAUGUUUAUAAUCGCUGUGAAAAUAUUAGCUAUUUGACCAAGAAAGAUACUGAAACAAAUCCAGUCCCAUUGGUAGAAACUAAAGAUAACGAACACUUCCUUAGACCAUACGUAAUAGAUGCAAAAGAUAGUGAUACAGUAAGAGCAGAGAACAUAAACAGCUGCAUUAAACUGUCUUUUGCAAAUCCAGUUACAGUUAUCACAAAAGAUAAUGGUAGCAUGGAAUACAAGGACGUAUCUGCUGAGUUCGAUAGGUAUAUGAAACUAACAGUACCCACGAUACAUUUGGAUGAUGUGGAAGUUCUGAAGAAGAGACUUGAUAAAUUAGAAAUUCAGGCUGGUGAAAGCAAUCCAUUGCAGAAUAGCUAA